This is a messenger RNA of Diospyros lotus (date-plum), 1029 nucleotides long. RefSeq names its product senescence-specific cysteine protease SAG39-like. Gene Ontology annotation, cellular component: lysosome. The record is from RefSeq and is a predicted model, not a curated record. NCBI's taxonomy places the organism in Eukaryota, Viridiplantae, Streptophyta, Magnoliopsida, Ericales, Ebenaceae. The transcript is spliced from 3 exons. Gene Ontology annotation, molecular function: cysteine-type endopeptidase activity. The coding region runs from base 1 to 1029 and encodes 342 amino acids.
AUGGCUUUGGAGCUCAAUUUGAAACUAGGCCUUGUCUCAAUUUUAGUUUUGGGGAUGUGGGCUUGCCAAGCCACAUCUCGCAUCCUACCCGGGGCGUCUAUGGGUGAAAGGCAUGAGCAGUGGAUGGCUCGCUAUGGACGCGUGUACAAGGACGAUGGAGAGAAGGAAAGACGACUCAAGAUAUUCAAGGCCAAUGCCGACUUCAUAGAAUCUUUCAACAGUGCUGGGAGUCGGCCUUAUAAGCUGGCCAUCAAUGAAUUUGCUGACCUAACUAGUGAAGAGUUUCGAGCCUCUCGUAAUGGAUACAAAAAGUCUACCCAUCCAAAGCCAUCUAGAACAGCUGCGUUCAGGUAUGAAAAUGUGACUGGAGUUCCAUCUAGCAUGGAUUGGAGAAAGAAAGGUGCAGUGACUGCCAUCAAGGACCAAGGUCAAUGUGGAUGUUGCUGGGCGUUCUCAGCAGUCGCUGCAAUGGAAGGAAUUCACCAGCUCAAAACAGGUCACUUGACCUCACUAUCAGAGCAAGAACUGGUGGACUGUGACACGAGUGGUGAAGAUCAAGGCUGCGAGGGGGGUCUCAUGGAUGACGCCUUCGAAUUCAUAAUCGACAACAAGGGCCUCACCACGGAAACAGAUUACGCUUACCAGGGAGUUGAUGGAACUUGCAACUCCAAAAAGGCAGCCUCUCAUGCCGCCACAAUCAAAGGUUACGAAGAUGUGCCGUCAGAUAGCGAGUCAGCACUGUUGAAGGCCGUGGCCAAUCAGCCAGUGUCGGUAGCCAUUGAUGCCAGCGGAUCCGCGUUCCAGUUCUACUCCAGUGGCGUUUUCACAGGAGACUGUGGCACUGAGUUAGACCACGGCGUCACGGCAGUUGGGUACGGAGCAACGGAUGAUGGCACCAAGUACUGGUUGGUGAAGAAUUCAUGGGGGAGCAGCUGGGGUGAGGACGGAUACAUAAGGAUGGAAAGAGACAUUGAUGCCAAGGAAGGCCUCUGCGGCAUUGCCAUGCAGGCUUCCUAUCCAACUGCCUAA